CGCAGGUCGUCUCACAAGGUGCCAUCUUGCUCCCACCGAACUCAAUCAGACCCCGGUGUCUGCCACAGAGCUCUAGCCACCUUAGCACGAUGUCUCUCCUUGAUACAGCAGCAGGUAUUAUCACGGAUACGGCGGAUACUCUGACAGGGACGUCUCCAGCUACGCCAACACCGACAACGAGGACACCCACGCCAACCACGAGGACGCCCACCCCGACAACCAGAACACCGACUCCCACUACAAGAACACCAGCUCCCACUACAAGAACGCUGGCCCCACCCACCACACCAGCUCCCGUAUCGACCACUGCGACGGCGCCCAUAGCGACCACUGCACCACCUACGACUAUUUCAUCGGCAUCCACAACCAGUACAUCAACCCCCUCCACAGACACCUCAACCACUAACGCAGUCUCAGAAGCGCAGUCGACACCGGUACCGGCUUUAAGCUUCAGCUCCGGCUCCAGCGGUGCUCCUGAGACCACAGCGCCGGCUUCGGCAAUUGCGAGCGCCAACGCAUCGACUACGGUGGCUGUUAACGUAAACUGUCAUUCAGGCGACAGCGAUGCAUCGUCGGGACUCACCACGGUGGAAAGAAGCGGCGAGGGUAUCAGCACAGGAGCCGUCAUCGGUAUCGUCGCCGGUGCAGUUGUGUUCGUUCUUCUGAUCGCUGGGUUUGCCUUCUGGCUGUAUCGCCGCAGGAAACGGAAAAUGACCCCACGAUCGUCCUCGUUCGACGCUUCGUACGCUAUGGCCCCGAUCACUCUGCCCGCUGCCGAGCCGAUCCUGUUGGAAAGCUACUCGCCAUCUCCGGCAAUUGCGGUUCACGAUCUCAACAACUUUGACCGGACGGUGGACCUAGACAGCACUAGAAAUCUCGACUCCACACUGCGGCUCGAUAGCAGCGCGGCUUCCAUGCCAUCCACCAAGAAAACCAGCAAAACCGGAGCUGGUUUAUGGGAAGAUGAAGCCAUCUUGGCAGCUCGUAUCCCGAUGGAAAAGCUCACUCGAAAGGAACUCGUCAGCGAAGGUGGUCACGGCGCUGUCUACCAUGGCUUGUACCGCGGCGAGUGCGUCGCCAUCAAGGUGUUGCUACCCGAUAAGAGGAAGGAUAUGCGUCAGAUCAACAUUUUCCUCUCGGAAAUUAAGAUGAUGGCCAGCAUUGAGCAUCCUCGCAUCGCGCGCUUCGUCGGUGUGGCGUGGGACGCGCUCACUGAUCUCUGCGCUGUCUCUGAGUUCAUGCCCGGUGGCGACUUGUUCUCGUUAUUAAGGCGCUUCGAUCGCGUAGACCGCCGACCGCAGGGUUUCGACGAGGAUAAGGCCAAGAUCGCGGUGCAUGUGGCACAGGCCCUGACGUAUCUGCACUCGCUCGACCCUAUCGUACUGCAUCGUGAUCUCAAGUCGAUGAAUAUUCUUCUGUCAGACGAGUGGGACGCCAAGCUCACCGACUUUGGCGUCUCGCGCAAGUGGACAGCUGAAACAAUGACGGCUGGCGUGGGUACAAGACGCUGGAUGGCUCCUGAGGUCAUGAUGGGCAAGCACUACGACACCAGUGCCGACAUCUUCUCGUUCGGCGUGGUGCUGUCAGAAUUGGACUCGCACCAGCCUCCGUACGCGAGUGCGAUCACCUCUAUUACGUCCGAAUCGGGCGAGAAAGUGACGGAGACGGCGCUGAUGGAGAUGGUGGCCAUGGGUCGUGUCCGUGUCGAGUUCUCGUCGAAUGCACCAGCGGCGCUUGUGAACCUCGGCCACGCCUGUGUGGACCUGGACCCGAGGGCGCGCCCCAGCGCCGGCGAGGUGCAUUACCAGCUGCAGAAGAUCCUGCGCAGGUACCAGAAGUACACGCUGUAG
This is a messenger RNA of Phytophthora infestans T30-4, 1850 nucleotides long. Its product is annotated as protein kinase, putative. Gene Ontology annotation, biological process: protein phosphorylation. The transcript is spliced from 2 exons. Lineage: Eukaryota; Oomycota; Peronosporomycetes; Peronosporales; Peronosporaceae. Bases 90 to 1850 code for a protein of 586 amino acids. The record is from RefSeq and is a predicted model, not a curated record. Gene Ontology annotation, molecular function: protein kinase activity; ATP binding.